AUGUCGAGCAAGGCUGCAUCUAAAAAGGGUGGAGCAAAAUCAAAGGACUCCAAAGGCUCCAAGGCCUCAGGCAAGGCAAAAGGCUCGAAAGGAUCAAAAGGAAAAGAAAAAUCCUCCUUACCACCAGAGGAAUUGGAGAACCUGCUAUUUGGUAGAAAACUCUAUGAAGAUGUGGAUGCAGUGUUUAUUAAAAGGUCAAAAAACAUUGCCCUCUUCUGCCAAAAAAUUCAUAUUUACGAAGUGUGGAAUCGUCUACCAGAAAUAUUCACCGACAUAAGUCCACAGGGUGACAAUGGUGGCAAGGUUGGUACUUCCAAGGCCUCCAACAAAUCCAAGGGUUCAAAAGGAUCCAAGGGAUCAAAAGCCAAGGGCUCAAACAAAUCCAAAGACAAGAAGGCUUCAAAGGGUGGGAAGAAAGGUGGAAGCAAAUCGAAGGGAUCAAAAGGCUCUGACAAAAGUGACAAACAACUCAAGGAGAGGAACUACGAUGAUCCGAUUGUGGUGGAAGAUGGACCGGAGGUGCCAGAGUACGAAAGAGCCAUGCUUGUCGGUGCUGUCGCCUUUCCCUGCUGUUUAUGCCAGAAUGGUGAUAAGAUAUUUGUUGAAGUGAAUGCUGACUUUGUCUACUGCGAUUAUGCCAAAGUACCGCCCAUUCCAGUCCCCAUUAGAUGCAAAACUCGAUGCUACAAAGACCUCUACUACAUCUAUCCCCUCAACAUUGAUCGCAUGCCACCAUUUCUCACCUUCACUCAAAAUAUGGUAGCUAAAAUUCAAAAAGACUUUCCAUCAGGAUGGUAUGUUGCACCAUUUGUCUUUGAUCUGACACGAAAACCGGAUUCCGUAAUAUUUUCUCGUCCCUACUACAUGGAACAGAAGACGGGCUUAUUUUGGACUGUACGAGCAUUCGCUGGGUCGGCGGAGCUCUGCAUUCCACUGCCUGAAAAUGAGGUAUGCAUGAGUUUCUACAAGUUCACCAUUGUUCCAGUUGCCAAGCCCUCACUUCAAAGACCCUCCAUCAGCCUUGACUACAAUCGGUGGUCAUGUUUGGAGGAUCAAGGCAGUCUAAGGCUCUCAGCCACCCUAAACAAAGACGUCUACUAUCAAGGUGAGGAGAUUGAUGUCACAGUCGCCAUUUCCAAUGAUUCUGCUCGCCACACAGUGGUGGGUAUGACGGUGUGUGUGGAGCAGACCUACAAAUUUCAUUCCGAGAUUCCACACGACAAUAGCAUACCUUUGGCAACGGCAUUUGUAAGUGCUGGAGAGAUGGGGUUGCCAGUGGGACCGAAAAACAAGGGUUGGUCAAACACCUUCACUCUCCGUCCCGUCUACGAUCCAACAAAGUACAAUCUCGUCAUGGAUGGAAGGAUGUCGCGUGACAAUAAAAUAUUCCUUGCUGAAAGCACAGUUAUUGUGCGACAGGAGUGGAUCAAGGUUGAAGAACCGCCACCGGCAGUUGUUGAAGGAGAUAAGACAAAGUCAAAAAAGGAAAGCAAAGGAAGUAAGGGUAGCAAAGGAAGUAAAGGGAAGGGCAAAGACAACAAGGCGUCAAAAUCGGCUGACAAGUCAAAAAAGUCGGAGAGCAAGGGAAAGGGAAGCAAGAAGGGCAAAGCCAAGGGUGGCAAGGCCUCAAAGGCGGCCUUUCAACCGCCUGUUGAAGUUGUGGUAAAACCUCAAGACAAGAAGGAAGAGCAGGAGGAAUGCAAAGUACCUCAAUAUGUGCAACGAAAUGUGGUGACGGAUAGACAGGAGUGUCGAAUAAUUGACGUCUCCUAUCAAGUAGUCGUCCGCCUGACUUUGGGGAAUGAGGGAGGUCAACCGAUGGUGAGGGUGCCUUUCGUGUUGACACGAAACUCUCGGUACAUUGAUCGGCUGCCUCGAAGGAUGCCACCGGUGUAUGAGAAAGCGUCAAUGCACUAA
Molecule: messenger RNA, 1917 nt
Organism: Hydatigera taeniaeformis
Lineage: Eukaryota; Metazoa; Platyhelminthes; Cestoda; Cyclophyllidea; Taeniidae
Source: the annotation of a GenBank genome assembly